UCUUUUUCAGCACGCGUCCACGGAAGCGUCUUUACAGGCUGCAGAAAUGGUUUCCUUUUCCCUCUUCCAUCUCGCCUAUAAGAUCGGAGCUAGUUACCUUUUCGAAUCCAAUGUGUUCGAUCGGUUGCGUUGAGGCCUUCACUGUCACCAACUGAGACGGAAGUCUGCUCAUGUUUAUUUUGAUUCUUGAUUUUCUGAAGCAGGCAAGAUCCAGGAGUUCUUUUUCAAGAACCAGCUUACUCGUUUGCUUGCAUCAAUUGUGGAUCUCCCGAUAGCAAAUAAAUUAUUAGAGAGUUCAGACAAUUUUGUUUUUGCUUUGGACCUAUGGCCAUUAUGGUUGAUGCAAAACAUGAUGAGGUAUCUGCCAGAGCAGAACAUGCUGAGCCUCUUGGACGACUAGCGAUACUUGGAUAUGGUGCUGGCCAUAUGUUAAAUGACAUCACGUCGGCCUGUUGGUUUACAUAUCUUUUAUUGUUCUUGACUGACUUAGGACUAAGUCCAAGGGAUGCAGCCAUUGUAAUGCUUUCAGGUCAGGUGGCUGAUGCAUUCACAACUAUAUUUGCUGGAGUGUUGAUUGACCGAUUUGGACAUUUCAAGCUAUGGCAUGGCGGGGGAUCAAUUCUGGUUGCAAUUUCAUUCUCUUCUGUUUUUGGUGGCUGUCUUCCUUGCAAAAUUAUUGGGAAUAAUUCGUUCACAUUACAAACUAUUGGUUAUAGCUUAUUUGCUUCAAUUUUUAAUGUGGGCUGGGCGGUUACCCAAGUUUCACACAUGUCAAUGGUGAAUUGCAUUACAUUGAAUCAAACAACUAGAGUUUCCCUCACUAGCUGUCGUAAUGCUUUCACCAUGGUUGCCAAUCUCAGCUUAUAUGCUGUUGCUUUAGCAGUUUUUAAUAUGUAUGAUGCUAAAGCAUAUGCCGACAUCAAAUCUGAGUAUCGCUGGAUAGCCUACUUGUCAAUUUUCAUGGGUUGCUGUUUUGUCGUUGUUUUUCUCGUUGCAACCAAAGAGCCAACGCUGAAGCAGCGAAGAGAAUGUGAAAGUUUUUCUAAAAUAUCCUGGAAUUUCUGGUUCAAGAAGGCUCUUUACUAUCAAGUUGCUAUCGUAUAUGUUCUUAUAAGAUUAGUAACUAAUGUCUCACAGGCACUACUUGCAUUCUUUGUUAUCAACGAUUUGGGAAUGCCUCAAUCCGCAAAAGCUUUGGUACCUGCCAUUAUCUACAUUAGCAGCUUUAUUGUAUCAGUGAUUCUCCAGGAGAUCAGCUGGAACAGUUCACGACUUAAGGCCACCUUUACAAGUGGAGCCGUUCUUUGGAUAUUGUCUGGCUCUGCAAUUUUUGUUCUUCCAAGCAGUCUUCAUAGCACCAUGUAUAUUUUAUCGAUUAUUAUUGGCGUUGCUAAUGCUUUAAUGAUGGUUACAGGCAUCAGCAUGCAAAGCAUGCUUGUUGGGAAAGAUGUCAAUGGCUGUGGAUUUGUUUAUGGUUCAUUGAGUUUCCUGGACAAAUUGUCAUGCGGGCUUGCUUUGUAUGUCCUUGAAUCAUACCAAGAUUCGGAUCAUAUUAUGAGAUCCUCGGCGGAAAAUGGAGGCUUGUCAGUUACAAGGUAUGGGCUGGGGCUCAUUCCUUCAAUUUGUGCAUUAAUUUCAGCACUGGUUACUUGCACCAUGGAAUUGGAAGAAACUCAAUCGAAACGAUUGACCGAACCUCUCCUGGCAUAAAUUCUCAAUCUUGAUGUGUACGUAUUAGUCAUCAUUCGAUCGGCUAACUCUUAUCAGUUUAAUACAGCAAUCUAAUUAGAAUGACAUUAACACAGCAGUCUAAUCGAUUUAGUUUAGUACUGUCCCUAUUGCACUUCAUUUAAUUGCUUCAUGUAUGAAAAUGUAAUUUACGAGUUAC
Molecule: messenger RNA, 1888 nt
Organism: Phalaenopsis equestris
Lineage: Eukaryota; Viridiplantae; Streptophyta; Magnoliopsida; Asparagales; Orchidaceae
Product: major facilitator superfamily domain-containing protein 12-like
Exons: 13
Coding region: 325-1710 (461 amino acids)
Biological process (GO): carbohydrate transport
Cellular component (GO): membrane
Molecular function (GO): symporter activity
Source: RefSeq, a predicted model, not a curated record